Messenger RNA from Neurospora crassa OR74A, 1859 nucleotides. It is a transcript of the gene fpp, whose product is annotated as farnesyl-pyrophosphate synthetase. Gene Ontology annotation, biological process: trans, trans-farnesyl diphosphate biosynthetic process. Gene Ontology annotation, molecular function: dimethylallyltranstransferase activity; (2E,6E)-farnesyl diphosphate synthase activity. The coding region runs from base 414 to 1457 and encodes 347 amino acids. The record is from RefSeq and is a predicted model, not a curated record. NCBI's taxonomy places the organism in Eukaryota, Fungi, Ascomycota, Sordariomycetes, Sordariales, Sordariaceae. Gene Ontology annotation, cellular component: cytoplasm. The transcript has 2 exons.
GCUUCUUUAUCCAUGGAUGGGCGUGUUUGACGUGAUCAGAAGAAGAAUUAUCGCAACCGAACCUCUUUUGUUGGGCUUCUGUGUUACCUGGUGCUUGGGUCACAUCAGGGAGACAGUAGACUUUCUCCACCUGGCCGAUAUAAUAUAAAAAGAGGUACGAGAGAUUUCCACAUCUACACUAAAGAGUACCUUAGCAUACCGUAGUUACAUUGUACAGCUGUCCCGCCAACAACCCCACCUGGCCAAGCUGGCUCUGCUAAACGGACAUUCCUAUUGCUUCCGUCGCUACGUAGUAAUUGCGAUUUCCCACCUCCUGAAACCAUCCCGUUUUCCCGAUACAUCAUAUCUCUUCCCCCACUUCUCCUACCAGCAACCUCAGAAGUUUCUUCGGGCAGAAACCACACAUCGCAAUCAUGGCCAAGACAACGACCCUUAAGGAAUUCGAGAGCGUCUUCCCCAAGCUGGAGGAGGCGCUCCUCGAGUAUGCCAAGGCAUACAAGCUGCCCGAGCAGAUGCUCAGCUGGUACAAGCAGUCCCUCGAGGUCAACACCCUCGGCGGCAAGUGCAACCGCGGCAUGUCCGUCCCCGACUCGGCCUCCAUCCUGCUCGGCCGCCCCCUGACCGAGGAGGAAUACUUCCAGGCCGCGACGCUCGGCUGGAUGACUGAGCUCCUCCAGGCCUUCUUCCUGGUCUCCGACGACAUCAUGGACUCGUCCAUCACGCGCCGCGGCAAGCCGUGCUGGUACCGCCAGGAGGGCGUGGGCAUGGUUGCCAUCAACGACGCCUUCAUGCUCGAGUCGGCCAUCUACACGCUGCUCAAGAAGUACUUCCGCUCGCACCCGCGUUACGUCGACUUCCUCGAGCUCUUCCACGAGGUGACCUUCCAGACGGAGAUGGGCCAGCUGUGCGACCUGCUCACGGCGCCCGAGGACAAGGUCGACCUGGACAACUUCUCGAUGGACAAGUACACCUUCAUCGUCAUCUACAAGACGGCCUACUACUCGUUCUACCUGCCCGUCGCGCUUGCCAUGUACAUGCUCGACAUCGCCACUCCGGAGAACCUCAAGCAGGCCGAGGACAUCCUGAUCCCGCUGGGCGAGUACUUCCAGGUGCAGGACGACUACCUGGACAACUUUGGCCUGCCAGAGCACAUUGGCAAGAUCGGCACCGACAUCCAGGAUAACAAGUGCUCGUGGCUGGUCAACAAGGCGCUCAGCAUUGUCACACCCGAGCAACGCAAAACGCUCGAGGAGAACUACGGCCGCAAGGACAAGGCCAAGGAAGCUGUCAUCAAGCAGCUGUACGACGAUCUCAAGCUCGAGGACCACUACAAGCAGUACGAGGAAGAGCGCGUCGGCGAGAUCCGCAAGAUGAUUGAUGCCAUUGACGAGAGCAAGGGUCUCAAGAAGCAGGUCUUUGAGGCCUUCCUUGGUAAGAUCUACAAGCGCAGCAAGUAAACCAUCUCUAUUCGACAUAUACUGGUUGCUUGAGGAGGGAGAAAAAGUGCGGAUGAGAUGAUAUACCUAACUUAAUGCCGCCCAAGGUUGGAUUGCUUGAUGAUGGAUCGAAGCCAAGACAAAAACAAGCGUUACCAUUCAUUUACAGAAAGAUUUAGUGAGCUUUGGGCGCGACAGAUACCAGGCCUUGUUUUUCUGCUAUACAUAUUUGCAUGCAUGGCGAGAGACGGAGGGCAAUAAGAAAUAAAAGUAAAUAUAAUAAUCCUUGAUGCAAUCCCACUGAUUGGGAACACUUCUACCCGUCACGAGAUCCCAUUGAUCCCUGCAUAAUACUAGUCUAUUGUGUUUGACAGAGGUCUAAGAAUCGUGUCCUCGCAUCUGUUCUGGAAGUUGUAGUCCGUG